UCGAACCAUGCUAGACUACUUGUACUCCUAUAUGUUCGAAUAACUACGUGGUUGUGAUUUCAUUCGACAUUUUUUUUCCCCACCAAUUAACCAAUCAUUGUAAUCACUACUCUGCAGGGGUUUUCGUUACGAGUUCACACACAAAACCAAACAAACAAACAAACAAACAAACCUCAAGUGCAGUUCUUCAGUGUCCUUAACUAUUCUAGUGCUAAAAAUCAUCGAUAGAAUUUUUUUUAGGCUGUACAAAAAUUACACGAUUGCACAGUGUUCCGAAAUUCACCAUAGCUGCUGGUUAACUCGGUCAGGUCGUUGAAUACUUUCGAGUGUCCGUUGGAGAGAAAAAUUUAAUUGUCGGUAGAAUCUUCGGCCGUCUUCGCCACGAAAUGACAUCAAUUCUUGCGCGGCUAUGAUGAUCUGUAAAUAUCGGUAGAACGUACCGAUAGAAAUUAGAGAUAGUUUCCGGUACCGACGGAUUUCGAUAAAGUGGGUGAACAAUUACGCCGCGCGCAGUGAAGUGAAUGAAUCUCAUGGAAAAACGAUGAAUAAGAUUUGAGCUGAGAUCCGAAGGAAAUCGGUGGAGAAGGGUGACCGGUUAGUUUUCCGUUCGUUUUCCUUUUUUUCUCUAUCCGUAGGAAGUCGAAAGACUGAAAAAAAAACAAAAAAAAUGUCGGAACACGGUGACUGCAGCGACGUGGAUCAAACCGAAGAGAUAAACGUGGACGAUUCGGACUCGAGGAGCUGCAGUCCCCACAAUUACAUGAACUCGUCGCACACCGUUCACGAGGAGAGAUCCGAAUGUUCCAAUUCCCCACCGCCGAGUCACACCACAACCCGAACCCAAAAUGAACCGCCGAGAAGUCAUCCGUUCAGCAUAAGCCGGCUUUUGGGCGAGACCCGCGCGGGUCAAACCGCGAAGAGUCCGUCGUCGGAAGACCUUGAAAACGAGAAGGACCGCAAAGUGUCGUGGGGUUGGGACGACGCUCACAGAAACAUUUCGUCCAUCAUGGAGGACGAGAGGCGAUCCUGGGGGCCCGAAACCGAAGAGAAACUAUCCGACAAGGACGACGACGACACCGGAAGUACACCGGAGACGCAAAACGGAAAUCCCACCACACUUCAUCAGGAUCUGUUGGCGCCGUUCAGAUUAUUCCCCGGCGGAUCCGGUCUGAUUUACACGGGGGGUGGCGUCAUCAGAGUCCCGGCGCACCGACCGCCCGGUACCAGCGGUGGACCGACGACCUCCUUACCUUCCCAGGCUCUGAUACCACCGUGGAGUUUGCAGGCCAUACAGCACAGUCAACAACAAGCCGCCGCCGCGGGACUUCACCGGGCUAGUUUAUUGGCGAAUCUCGCCGUUCACCCCCUUCACGCCCAUCCACAUCUCAAGGACAGAUUAGCAGUGGCCGGUGCCUUCCCCCGGAGGAUCGGACACCCUUACCAGAAUAGAACACCGCCGAAACGGAAGAAACCAAGAACGAGUUUUACUAGAUUACAAAUAGCUGAAUUAGAAAAACGGUUUCACAAGCAAAAAUAUUUGGCAUCGGCUGAGAGGGCGGCCUUAGCUAAAUCUCUCAAGAUGACGGACGCGCAAGUCAAAACGUGGUUUCAAAACAGAAGGACAAAAUGGCGAAGACAAACUGCCGAAGAGCGAGAGGCUGAGAGACAAGCAGCGAAUCGUUUGAUGCUUUCGCUGCAGGCGGAAGCUCUGGGAAAAGUUGGAUAUCCGUCGUCCGUACCGCAACAUUCUGCAGGUCCAGCGCCAAAUUCAGAUGUCCAGCAGUCCUCGCAGCCGAGUAUCGGUCACCCUAUGCCGCAGUGGGCAUCGCCAUACGGCCCACCGCAGCCCUUAACCGAACCAAUUUGUUAAAUUGAAUGAACAGGAAUAUAAUCGAAGUGAACGAUGAAAACAAAAAUUAAUUAGAUUAAUCAAUUAAUCAAUUGGAUACGGAAGUUGAUGAGGUGAUAUGUGCAAUACUCACAUAUUGUAUGUGUAUAAAUUAUAUGAUAAACGUACGAGGAGGAAUAACGAAAAACGUAUAAACAUUAUGAAAAUCGGCUGCGCACGAGCUGACGUGUAAAUAUAAAACGGUAAACGAAAAAUUUGUGUUCUUAUGUACAAUUAGGUUGAUUAUCACACAAAAAUUUUGCGUAAAUAUAUAAAUAUAUACAUAUAUAAAUAUAUUCGCGAGACGCACGAGGAUUUUCAUGUACAUGUAUAACUCAUGAAAGUUAUAAAAUCGUACACCGUUUUCUUUUCUUUUUUAAUUUAUUCAAAUCAAGAACGGAACAUUUUUUUAUAUAAAUAAAAUCUACGAAUAAUUAUGCAGUCGAAAUCGCCGCGGAUGACAUUAAAUACAAUUAUAACGUAUAGUAAUUAUGGAACGUGUAAAUAUUUAAUUGCUUCACUUCGAUUUAUAUACCUACUUUAUAUGUACCGAAUAAUAAUUAAUCGAUCAACUAAUUGAUUGAUUGAUUGAUCGAUCGAUCGAUUACGAUCGAUUACCUUGCAUAUCUUGUAAAUAUUUAUCAAAGAUUCACAAUAUUAUUGUUAUUAUUAAUAUUAUUAUUAAUAUUAUAAAUAUAUGAUGAUUUAGAAUCUAAGAAUAAUCGUACCUACGUAAUUAUAUUAUUAUAAAUAAAAAUACCAAGCUAUGUGAUGUUAUGUACCUAUAAGUGUAAUGUUGUACAUAAAAAGAAAAAGAACAAUUGAAAGGUACAAAUAAUUUCACGUUAUUGCGUUAUCGAGUCAUUGAGAGCGAAGAGAAAAAAAAUUAAUCAAUCUAAAAACAGAACACCAUACACUCUGAAAAAAAGACAGAAACGAACGGAGAAUAUUCUCUGCUAAUUUUUCGAAAUAACCGCACAUCGGAAUUCAAAAUUUGAAAAUUUCAUUCACAGUUUCCGUGGCGACACUUAUUUUUGAUUUGACCACCGGAUCAGAGAGACUGCGCAAAAUUAUCGUAGAAAAAUCGAGACGACGUCUGGACCACAUUUUAUUUCAAGGUCGAGUGACUCAUGACGUACAGAUAAUGUCCGAGAAUCCUUAGCUUCCUUUUUGUUUUCCGAGAAAGCGUCGAAGAAAAGAGGUGUUCGAGACGACGGUAGAUAU
Athalia rosae (coleseed sawfly) is the source of this 3112-nucleotide messenger RNA. It is a transcript of the gene C15, whose product is annotated as transcription factor LBX1. Gene Ontology annotation, cellular component: nucleus. Bases 668 to 1870 code for a protein of 400 amino acids. Gene Ontology annotation, molecular function: DNA-binding transcription factor activity, RNA polymerase II-specific; RNA polymerase II cis-regulatory region sequence-specific DNA binding. Gene Ontology annotation, biological process: regulation of transcription by RNA polymerase II; animal organ development. Lineage: Eukaryota; Metazoa; Arthropoda; Insecta; Hymenoptera; Athaliidae. The record is from RefSeq and is a predicted model, not a curated record. The transcript has 3 exons.